GUGAGUUUUAAGACUUAAUCAAUUUACGUUUUCUAUCAAAUUAGUUAGUGUUUGGUAGGAAAAGUUUCAAUUUUUAAAGUUUUUUUUUCUUCUAUAUAUAAUGAUUCUCUGAUCAGUGUUGAUCACAGAUCAUUUGUAUCAUAAUUGGGAUUAAGGGUUUGGAAUUGGUCUUUGGUUAGGUUUUUAUUUUCAGGUUUUGACAAUGGCGACGAACUCUUCUAAUGGAGAUCACCAAUUGACUACAAAGCAACCUCCCCCGCCAUCACCGCUGCGUUUUUCCAAAUUCUUUCAGUCCAAUAUGAGAAUUUUGGUCACUGGAGGCGCUGGUUUUAUUGGUUCUCACCUAGUUGACAAACUGAUGGAAAAUGAAAAAAACGAGGUAAUUGUAGCUGAUAACUACUUCACUGGAUCUAAAGAAAACCUUAGAAAAUGGAUUGGUCAUCCUCGAUUUGAGCUAAUUCGUCAUGACGUGACAGAACAACUGUUGGUUGAGGUUGAUCGGAUCUACCAUCUUGCAUGCCCUGCUUCUCCGAUUUUCUACAAAUACAAUCCUGUAAAGACAAUAAAGACAAAUGUAAUCGGAACACUGAACAUGCUUGGCCUUGCAAAGCGAGUUGGAGCAAGGAUUUUGCUUACAUCUACUUCUGAAGUAUAUGGAGACCCUCUAGUGCAUCCACAGCCAGAAAGCUAUUGGGGAAAUGUCAAUCCUAUUGGAGUUCGGAGUUGCUAUGAUGAGGGAAAGCGUGUGGCAGAAACUUUGAUGUUUGAUUAUCAUAGGCAGCAUGGAAUAGAAAUUCGCAUUGCCAGAAUCUUCAACACAUAUGGUCCACGCAUGAAUAUCGACGAUGGACGUGUUGUCAGCAACUUUAUUGCUCAAGCAAUUCGCGGCGAACCCCUAACUGUCCAACUUCCAGGAACACAAACUCGCAGUUUCUGCUAUGUCUCUGACAUGGUUGAUGGCCUUAUUCGUCUCAUGGAAGGAGAAAACACUGGUCCAAUCAACAUUGGGAACCCAGGUGAAUUUACUAUGACUGAGCUUGCUGAGAAUGUGAAGGAGCUUAUUAAUCCAGAUGUGGAGAUAAAGAUGGUGGAGAACACUCCGGACGAUCCUCGACAAAGAAAACCAGACAUAACAAAAGCAACGGAAUUGCUUGGAUGGGAACCAAAGGUCAAGUUGCGCGAUGGCCUUCCUCUUAUGGAAGAGGAUUUCCGUCUGAGACUCGGGGUUACCAAAAAGACCUAAAUGAACUUGGUGUUGCCCUUUGAUGAAUAUUUUGAUAAUACUUGGAAUGAGUUUGUUGCCGUUAAAUUGAGCAUUAUGGUGAGGAAUGUUGGAGGUUGCUUGAAAUUUUUGUUGUAUUAUUUUUACUCUGUCCCUUUUCUCUUUCCUUUUGUUUUGUUAUUGAUCAUGUAUUGGCUGAGAGCAAAGGAUAGAAAAUGUGUAGGACCAGGAAGGGCCAAUUUGUUAUAUUCUGUAAUUGAGACAGUAUGAUUGCUCUUUUUUUUCUUUAAUCCAAAUUUCUCUUGUUGGAAAUGUAUAAUUGGAAAAUUUUCUUACAGUUCAAGAAAAUUUCUCUAGCAGGAAAUGUACUAUUGAGUCAAACUUAUUAUUUAA
This is a messenger RNA of Vicia villosa (hairy vetch), 1615 nucleotides long. Its product is annotated as UDP-glucuronic acid decarboxylase 6. The transcript has 13 exons. Gene Ontology annotation, cellular component: cytoplasm. NCBI's taxonomy places the organism in Eukaryota, Viridiplantae, Streptophyta, Magnoliopsida, Fabales, Fabaceae. Gene Ontology annotation, biological process: D-xylose metabolic process. The record is from RefSeq and is a predicted model, not a curated record. Gene Ontology annotation, molecular function: NAD+ binding; UDP-glucuronate decarboxylase activity. The coding region runs from base 203 to 1243 and encodes 346 amino acids.